AGUUGCCUUUCUGCUCCUGGACCGUUGUCGCUCUUCUGCGUUAGUUCAUCUGGCGACGAGGAUGGGAUCACCGUGACCUGGCCUACUGGACGCCAUCAACGAAGAUGCGGCGGCUCAACGAGGCCACGCUACUACUGGAGGCGUCGCUACCAUAGGCUAGCAAGAGAUCCGGAAUCCAAACAAGUAACACAUUUACUUCUCCUACCAAGCCAUGUCUCGGCUCGGCAGACUAGACGAGUACGACCCUAAGGUUCAGAACUUCGAAUCUUAUGUCGAACGAUUUGAGCAUUACGUCAGGGCAAACGAGAUAGCGGAAGCGAAGAAACUGUCCGUUUUCUUGACAGUAAUUGGUGCAGAAGCAUAUGAAAUUCUCAAAAACUUGGUCGUUCCAUUGCUACCAGGAGAUAAGACCUUCGCGGAAGUAAAAGAGCUCUUGCAAAGCCACUACAACCCGAAGACGUCUGUAAUUGCAGAAAGGUGCAAAUUCAACCGCCGAGUGCAACUUGACCACGAAAGUGUCGAAGACUUCGUAGUAGAGUUGAAGCACCUAGCCCGCAAAUGUAACUUCGGGCCAUUUCUCCUGGACGCGCUACGCGAUAGAUUGGUAGCUGGGAUCCGAAGUGAAGAAACGCAGAAGGCGUUGUUCACGGCUGACGCACUCACGUUUGAAAGGGCAUGUAAAAUAGCUCUUGACAGCGAAUUGGCCGCGAAACAAACAGCCGCAAUACAAGCAGGAAGCCGCGCAGAGAGCAUAAACGCAGUGAAAAUGAAAACUAACGAGCAUCAGCGCAGCGACCGUGACCAAGCGAAGGGUAAAAGCUCGGCGCGAGACAAGACCAAGAAACAAAAAUGUUACCACUGUGGCAAGACACACGCGCCAGAACAGUGCUGGUAUCAAAACUACUCGUGCAGACUAUGUUCAAAAGUUGGAUACCUUCAAAACAUGUGUCGAACGAGCAAAAGUGAGCUGAAGGCACAUGCAGUACUGGAAUCGUCAGACGAAGAAGAGCACACUCUGUACAACUGCACAGUCUACACAUCUGUGAAGAACGGUUAUGUGGUGACUGUAAAUGUGGAGGGCCAGAAAGUGCCAAUGCAGGUGGACACGGGGGCCGCAGUGACAGUUGUACCUGAAAACCUGUCUCAGCUGAACCAUUGCAGCUACUUCCCGACACAAGGCGCCUGGCUGAGCCGCAACAACCGCCAGAUACCGAUCCCGUCGUCAUCCCUACAAGACUCCUGA
This is a messenger RNA of Dermacentor andersoni, 1243 nucleotides long. RefSeq lists its product as uncharacterized. Lineage: Eukaryota; Metazoa; Arthropoda; Arachnida; Ixodida; Ixodidae. The record is from RefSeq and is a predicted model, not a curated record.